AUGAUAUCAUCAACCGACGCCAGUAUUCAACCAAACAACAGCGACGACCACCACCAAGAUCGCUACGUUAAUCACUGGCUGCCUGAAAUCAACUCGCCUAGUCUUUCGAUAACCAUGCUCUCGCUCGCCCAGGACAAGAAGGAUAACUCAGAGGCUGUCAAUUCUGCCAAUUCUGCCUAUGAACUUGUUGCCAAGGAAUGGAAGCCAACCAUACCAGCCUUUGCUCCCGCUUCCGCUUCCAUUUUAGCUGUAAUUGGUGAGAAAGACGAGGAACAGAUGGACUUCUCUUACCUGGACACCAUCAAGUCCACAGGCUACGCAGACCCAAAUGAUCCGGACACCAACCUAUCCCUGUCGAUUCUUCCCGCCACUCAGCAUCCUCCGCAGCAGCAUGGGGAGGUUACUACGAAGGAAAUGCUGGACCAUCUGGGGUUUGAUUUCGACUUUGCCACGGAUCCUGAAAUAGGUGACAUAAACAACGCCUCACUGUUCUCAAUCUACGACAAGAUCGCCAACCUCACAAGUGACUGUCUACUGCCAGCACCUACUUCGCCCGAAGCACCCACUCAAAUGCAACAACAGAAUCAGCAGCGGCAGCGGCAGCAGUGGCAGAAGGAAGUGGAGGAUUAUCAGCAGGUUGGAGUGGGAAAGUCGGCGUCCCUGGGAAUGCGGGUUAGACAGAGAAGGUCAAGCAUUACUAGUCUUUUGACGAAAAGACCGAUUCGAUCCAACAAUGUUGGCGAUGCAAUUUUGGCGAAUCCAACUGUGACUGCGUCCAAGGGUGAGCAAGUCAUUCAGGUGGACAAUGAGGUUCCGGCUGCUGAUCCUGCUAUGUCUGCUACACCUGCUGCACAUGCUGUGUCUUCUGCGUCUGCUAUGUCUGCUCUGUCUGUUGUUGAGGCGCAGGCCGAUGCAAAGCUGGAUGAGGGCAAGUCUGAAGAACAUACUGCUGCUUCUGCUUCUUCUUCUGCUGGUACCCAGUCUUUUUCGGAUAAACCCGCGGCUGAUCUGACUGUUUUCUUUGGUCCUGAGCAGAAAGGAGGGGAAAAGAAGGGGCAAGCAGAGGAGGAAAAUAACCAUGUAUCCGAGGCUAAGCAAAAGCCACAGCAGACUGUCGAGAACACCAGGCCCUCCACUGCUACUCCGGUUAUGACCACAGUCGCCAUAGCUAUUUCUGCCACCACAGCUUUUUCCUCUGUUAGGGCUCCCGUAGUUACCAGCGCUGAGACCGAAACCUCUGACAUCAGCGCAAGUGCAAGUGCAAGUGCAAGUGCAAGUGCAAGUGCAAGUACUAGUGCAAGUACUAGUGAAAUUACAAGUGCUAGUGAAAUUGCCAGCAGGGAAGUCGGCAGUAACACCAGCAGCAACGACAACCAUAGCGAUAACAUUUUCUACGACAACCCCGCCACCACCAUUAUCACGGGCAACAACAACCAGCAGCAGCAGCACCAGUCUUCGAGCACCCAGUCUGUGACAAACGUUACUCGGCGCCCAAACCCAGUGUCUCGUAACUUGGAUCGCCGCUCGUCAAGGAUUCUCGAUGGAAUUUCACGCAAAGUCCAGCAUGUUCGCCAGACCACCUCUAUGGUCUUCAGGCGCUCAGCCACCUCACAUGUACCGGCUAUUCCGCAUACCUUUUUUGAUAACACCCGCGGAUUAGCCGCUGCCAACACCACCAAUGCAGAGGACAAUCAGGUUGGAAUUAAUGUGGACGCGCAUGAUGUGCCCAAACCCGAGGACAGCAGCAUGGUAAAUGCAGAGGCUGGAGCUAGGGCCAGAACUGGGGAGGCGGAGGAGUAUGUACAUGUUGGGACAUCGGAUGAGGCUGAUUUUGAAAAACCCUUGGUUGGUGCUACGACGGAGAUAAAGCUGCCAACUGUUACCACCGACUUGACCAAUGUUGACGACACUCUAACUGUCUCCCAUCUGCCCAUCAUCCCCGCUACCACCACCAAGUACACGUACAUCCAACCCCAAAAUAACAUGUUCAGCUCGCCGCUGCUCGACAAGCUUUUUAUCCAAGCUCAAAUCGACGACAUCGAGAGAGGGAACCAGCAGCUGCGCGCAGAGAUUAUUAAGGUACAAUCGGCUAACAAGCGUCUUGAGGGUGAUAUCCCAGAGUACCUCGCGGAAAACGCAGAGAUUCUGCCCCCCGUGAUUGAUGCACAGGUGCGGGAGGUCGAGGAGCAUGCCGAGAUGUAUAGGGAACUGAAAACGGUGAAUGAAAAGUUGCGCAAACAGGCCAAAAUGAUGGAUUUCCGGGUUCAGUCGGUUCGUACUGAGAUAGACUUUGCGUAUAGCACCAUCAUAAACUUUGGCAGCCGAAAGAGCGAGGCUGGUAGGGGGUAUGAUAACUUGUACAAGAUGUGCGAGCCGUUCAAGUAUUUUGUGGCGGACAAGGUGGCGACUGUGUAG
This is a messenger RNA of Kickxella alabastrina, 2415 nucleotides long. RefSeq lists its product as uncharacterized. The transcript is spliced from 4 exons. The coding region runs from base 1 to 2415 and encodes 804 amino acids. The record is from RefSeq and is a predicted model, not a curated record. NCBI's taxonomy places the organism in Eukaryota, Fungi, Kickxellomycota, Kickxellomycetes, Kickxellales, Kickxellaceae.